UCCCAAACUACCAACUUGUAACAACAUAACAAAGAACAGCAAAACAAAACCAGAAACCAGAAACUUUUGUUUGUCAUCAAUCAUCAUUCAUCAGUGUGUAACAAUCUGAGUAGUAUUGUUUUUGUUUACUUUCUAUCAAUCAAUGGCCGCUUCAUCUCAGAACACUGUUCUUGUUACCGGAGCUGGUGGUCGCACAGGACAAAUUGUGUUUAAAAAAUUAAAAGAGAAGCGAGACCAAUAUAUUGCCAGAGGUCUGGUUAGAUCCGAAGAAAGCAAACAGAAAAUUGGUGGUGCAGAUGAUGUUUUCAUUGGGGAUAUCAAAAAUGCCGAAAGUAUUGUUCCUGCUGUUCAAGGUGUAGACGCUCUCGUAAUUCUCACUAGCGCUGUCCCACAAAUGAAACCCGAUUUUGAUCCAACCAAAGGUGGAAGGCCUGAGUUUUAUUUUGAUGAGGGUGCUUAUCCUGAACAGGUUGAUUGGAUUGGGCAGAAAAAUCAAAUAGAUGCUGCUAAGGCUGCAGGAGUGAAGCAUAUCGUGUUGGUUGGGUCUAUGGGUGGAACAAACCCUAACCAUCCUUUGAACAGUUUAGGAAACGGAAAUAUAUUGGUUUGGAAAAGAAAAGCUGAAGAAUAUCUGGCCAAUUCUGGCGUUCCAUACACAAUCAUAAGACCUGGCGGCUUGCUUGAUAAAGAUGGAGGUCUUCGGGAACUCAUUGUAGGGAAGGAUGAUGAACUUCUCGGGACCGAAACCAAAACUAUACCAAGAGCUGAUGUUGCAGAGGUCUGUGUUCAGGCACUAAAUUACGAGGAGACUAAAUUCAAGGCAUUUGACUUGGCAUCAAAACCUGAGGGUGCAGGCGAACCAACAAAGGACUUCAAGGCUUUGUUUUCCCAGAUCACAUCUCGAUUUUGAUCUUGAAUGUGGUUGUCGCGGUGUAUGUGAUUAUUUUUUAACAAAACAUAAAGUCAUUGGUGUUUGCUGCGAAAGCAAAUUACUUUUCAUCGACAAAUAAGUUGGAUAUAGAGUAGUCAUAGACUUCAAUAAGUGAUUUCAGGAAUUGUAUCCGAGAAUAAAAGUUCGUUGAAAUAAAAUGUAUAAACUGAUAGUUAUAAAUUUAUCUUCUAAAGUUAAAAGCA
Trifolium pratense (red clover) is the source of this 1134-nucleotide messenger RNA. RefSeq lists its product as uncharacterized. Gene Ontology annotation, cellular component: chloroplast. The transcript is spliced from 6 exons. NCBI's taxonomy places the organism in Eukaryota, Viridiplantae, Streptophyta, Magnoliopsida, Fabales, Fabaceae. The record is from RefSeq and is a predicted model, not a curated record. Bases 143 to 910 code for a protein of 255 amino acids. Gene Ontology annotation, molecular function: oxidoreductase activity.